AGCGUCUUCAUGGGCGUCUAUGAUGCUCUGCCCACCUGCCUCUACUUGUCGCUCCAAGGCAUCCAGAAGCCCAACUUUAACCUGCUGGCGGCUGACGAUAGCACCCUUAAGAGUAUUGUGAGGGGAGCACUACGCAGCGCCCAUCACAGCUCGUCGCUGCUUGACGAUAUCCAUGUCGCAAUCAAGUCAGUACGUGCCAGGCACUUUGCAGAAGUUUGAGGAUACGCCGCAUGAGGAAUUAAAGCAGCUGGUGCGUUAUGAUAUUGUCAGUGCGCACUGGUCGGGCGGACCCGUUGGCUCGAGCAUGAGGACGUUUAGUGUUUUGGAUGAGCUUGCAGAUAAGGACAGCGAUUUUUGGAUCAAUCUAAUCGGAGUGCUCGCAGAUGAUGAAAUGUGCGAGGUUAAACUGAUCCCAGACAUCAAAAAGGACGACGACGAAGACACAAGUAUCACUUCCAGCGAGACAUGUAGUAUUCCAGAGUACGGGAUGUAUACGUGGCGGUUGGACAGAGUCCGACCGACACGCGUAUCUCCUCGGAAAUCUGCGAGCAAAUGGAUGCCUAUCAAUCAUCCCCAGACAUUUCAGAAAUUCCGGCUGCCACGAGCUAUGUAGCAUGCCCACAUGCGAGUAAUCCGCGGCCUUUUAACUAUAUCCAAGUCAGUCGGAUAUGAUUCAUACAUGGCGCGAGUGCACAUGCAGCUUUCGAUGGCUGAGCUGCCGCUUGACCUGUGGCCAUAUGUUCCAAUCUUUGAAUGGACCCUCCUUACAUCGGACCUUGUUAUUCCUGGUGCUAUCGCCAGCACCAUUGAUCCAG
This is a messenger RNA of Linderina pennispora, 815 nucleotides long. RefSeq lists its product as uncharacterized. NCBI's taxonomy places the organism in Eukaryota, Fungi, Kickxellomycota, Kickxellomycetes, Kickxellales, Kickxellaceae. The coding region runs from base 173 to 613 and encodes 146 amino acids. The record is from RefSeq and is a predicted model, not a curated record. The transcript has a single exon.